Messenger RNA from Penaeus chinensis, 1468 nucleotides. RefSeq names its product B9 domain-containing protein 1-like (gene B9d1). The record is from RefSeq and is a predicted model, not a curated record. Bases 266 to 910 code for a protein of 214 amino acids. Gene Ontology annotation, biological process: cilium assembly. Gene Ontology annotation, cellular component: MKS complex. The transcript is spliced from 7 exons. Lineage: Eukaryota; Metazoa; Arthropoda; Malacostraca; Decapoda; Penaeidae.
ACCCAAGACGGUGACGGUUUUCACGUACCCCAGUCAGCAAAGAAGAACCAAGAAACACAGAUCCAGGGAAUAUAGACUUCAAAAGUCUAAAACCCUAUAAAAGAAGAAGAGGAAGAAGGGUUUUCUCGUAAAAUUUAAUUACAUCCAUAGUUGGCCUUUGCUGGAGUGCCAGGAAGGAGGAACACAACUUUACUUGACGAAGUCCUAUUCGGGACCAAUUGUUAGAUUGUUGUCCAGGGAGUACCUCGCAGAUUACCAGCGAAAGAUGUCCGUUAGCGCUCCCAGUGUGUUCAUGCUAAACGUGACUGGCCAAGUGGAGAGCGGAAAGUUUAUCGAAGGAGAUAAUCUUUAUUUUUCAUAUUGCUUCACUUCGGGGCAAGACUGGGAGGCCAUUUCUGGUCUGGAAGAGUGCAUCUCUCAAAUAACACGUCGUAGUGAUGAUGAGAGACAGAUCUUCACCUGGAACUUUCCCAUUGACAUUACCUUCAAAUCGACUAAUCCCUUUGGCUGGCCCCAGUUGGUGCUGAGUAUUUAUGGAACAGAUAUCUUUGGAAACGAGGUUGUUAUGGGGUACACAGCCUGUCACCUUCCAUUAGCUCCUGGAAAACAUACACGCAAACUCACCACCUUUGUACCAGAAUCUGCAUCUACCAUUCAGAAAUUCAUGGCCUGGCUGACGGGACGAAGACCAGAGUUUGUAGACCCAAAAUUAAUAGCACAGGGCAGAGGACGUGAAGUUACCCGCGUAAGAUCACAAGGAGAGGUAACGGUCUCUUUCAACGUAAUGAUGAAGGAUUUUGCCAAGCUGGGUUAUGACUGCGGCGUUCCUCCAAGAACACCUUACUUUGAUGUUCCCGUCCAGAACGUCAAAGGAACUGUGCUAAGCGGUGCGGGACACAGUGAAGCUUAAUAUGUAUGGAUGAAAUAUUUGCUUGAUCCGUACAGCAUAAUCUCGGGUUGUAUAAACUUAUUAUGCUCUUCUUCCAUGCCAUAUAGUCUUAACCAAAUGACAUAUACCCCUUAGAAAAUUUAUUAGUUAUGCUGUUGGCUGAAGCUUUAUAGUACAAAAGAGUUUUGCAGUUGAAGGGAACAGAGGAGCUGUAAUACUUCUGAGUGCUUCAGUGUAAUGGCAGCUGUCAUAUAUUAGUGCCUAGGAAAUUACUUUUUUCAGAUUUUUUGCAAAGUUUUAUAUAUUUGAGGAAACUUUUCAAUAUGUUAUCUUGUGAAUAAAGGUAGAACUUUAAGGCUGUUUUGUAAUCUCUGUACUGCUAGUCAUUUCUGCAUAAAGCAUUAAGAUGCUUGAUUUUUAUACAAGUAUUUUAUUUUCUAUUUGAUGAUAACUGUAUAUAUAGGAGUACUGAAGUCUUUUUUAAUUAAAUGCUGAUGAUUUUUUUUCUCAUAUGCCGAAGAAUGUACAUUUGAUUUAUGUAAUCUUCUGAAAUGUGAAGUAAAAUAAUUUAAACAUCAA